Miscanthus lutarioriparius is the source of this 1629-nucleotide messenger RNA. NCBI's taxonomy places the organism in Eukaryota, Viridiplantae, Streptophyta, Magnoliopsida, Poales, Poaceae. The record is from the annotation of a GenBank genome assembly.
AUGGCGGCGAUUACCGCGCCGCCGGCCCCUCCUCCGGCCUCCACCUCAUGCCGUCUCCUCCGCCGCCGGGCGCCACUCAUCCGCUUCGCCGCCUCCUCCUCCUCCUCGUCGUCGUCCCCAUCCUCCCGCUUCCGCCCAUCCUCCUCCUCCUCCUUCCCCGGUGCAGCCGGCAGCAGCAGCAGCGGCGGCGGGGGCGAGAUCCUCCACAUGUCGCCGCCACCCCCGCCCGCCGCGCCCCCGGGGGCCCCCGUCUACGUCACGCUCCCCGCCGACACCGUCGGCCCGGGGGGGCGCGUCGCGCGCCGCCGAGCCAUGGGGGCCUCGCUCGCCGCCCUGGCCGCCGCCGGCGUCGCGGGCGUCGCCGUCGAGCUCUGGUGGGGCGUCGUCGAGCGCCACCGCCCCGGGGAGUACGACUGGGCCGGCUACCUCGAGCUCGCCGCCAUGGCACGACGCCACGGCCUCCGCGUGCGCGCCAUCCUCGCCUUCCACCAGUGUGGCGCCGGCCCGCAUGACCCGCCCUGGAUUCCUUUGCCACAAUGGGUGCUUGAGGAGAUGGAUAAGAUUCCAGACUUGUCAUAUACCAAUAGAUACCAGAAGAGAAACAAAGAAUAUAUAUCACUGGGAUGUGAUAUUCUUCCUGUUCUGAAAGGAAGAUCACCUAUGCAAGCUUACUCCGACUUCAUGAGAAGCUUCCGCAAUACUUUCGAAGAUUUCCUUGGGGCCAUAGUAACAGAAGUUCAAGUUGGAAUGGGUCCAGGAGGUGAGCUUAGGUAUCCAUCAUACCCAACUGAGAAGCUAAAUCAGCCAGGCAGUUCAUCUGAACUUGGGGAAUUUCAAUGUUAUGACAAGUUUAUGCAAGCUUCAUUGAGUGCUCGUGCGCAGAUUUUUGGGUUACAAGAAUGGGGUAAUGGCGGUUCAACUGGCACAGAUGGUUCACAGCAGAACCUUGAAGAAACAAGAUUUUUUCACGCUGAUGGAGGCUAUUGGGAUACACCUUAUGGUCACUUUUUCCUUGAGUGGUAUUCAGGAAUGCUUCUCCUCCAUGGAGAGAGGUUAUGCAUGAUAGCUGAUGCAAUCUUCUCUGGUACUGGUGUGACCAUCUCAGGGAAAGUUGCUGUCAUACAUUGGCACUAUUAUACUUGUUCACAUCCAUCUGAACUGACAGCUGGCUACUAUAAUACACUAUUAAGAGAUGGCUAUCUUCCUAUAGCUCAAAUGUUUGCCAAAUACAAAGCUGCAUUGUGCUGCGGUUGUUUCGACCUGAGGGACGCAGAAAGAACAAAUUCUGAGAGCAGUCCAGAAGGUACUCUCCAGCACCUUGCAGGUGCUGCUAAAAUGUGCAACCUUCCUCUUAAUGGUGAGAAUUCUGUGACAAGGCUAGAUGAUGCAUCACUGAAUCAAGUCAUAAGAAGCUCGAGGCUCUACUCAGGAACAUCUUUUUCCUUUAACUAUGUUAGGAUGAACAAAACCUUGUUUGAGUUUCACAAUUGGAAUCGAUUUACAAAGUUUGUUAGGCAGAUGUCAGAUGCCAGGACCUUUCUAGCAAGACUAUAUGUCAGGAGAGGGCAGCAAUACUUGUCUUCAAUGUCGGCUGUUUGGGUGGUUAGUCGGGCUUGUGCAUAUACAUGA